Molecule: messenger RNA, 1150 nt
Organism: Papilio xuthus (Asian swallowtail)
Lineage: Eukaryota; Metazoa; Arthropoda; Insecta; Lepidoptera; Papilionidae
Source: RefSeq, a predicted model, not a curated record
CUCUACUCUUCGAUGAACUCCUUUCUGUCAAAUAACCGCAACCGCCACAUGUCACAAUUUAGUUUUUCUUGAUUUUUCUGUAAUUAUACAUUUUAAUAUUUGUAAAAAUGAAACCUCUUAUGCUACAAGGGCACGAGCGUGCCAUUACGCAGAUCAAGUAUAACCGAGAAGGUGACUUGCUAUUUUCUGCUGCAAAAGAUGCAAAGCCCAACGUUUGGUGGUCUUUAAACGGUGAACGUCUAGGCACUUUCAAUGGCCAUGGUGGUGUCGUUUGGUGUCUUGAUGUUGACUGGCAGACGAUUAACCUUAUUACCGGUGGCGGAGACAGCUCUUGCAGAUUAUGGGAUUUAGAAACUGGUAAAAACAUAGCAACCAUUAAAACAAAUUCAUCAGUGAGAACAUGUAACUUCAGCUAUAGUGCAUACCAGGCCGCCUACACCACUGACAAAGCAAUGGGUCAUCCUUGUGAGGUUUUUAUAAUUGACACUAGAACUGUUGAUGACUCUAUCUCCAGCCAGUCCCCAAUCUUGAAGUGGGAAAUUACAGACUCAAAAGUUACAUCAAUGGUAUGGGGAACUUUAGACGAGACUAUUAUUACUGGUCAUGAGGCAGGUGAUCUGAUCCAAUGGGACCUUAGGACAGGUAAAAAAGUUCAUUCAAUCAAGGAGCACAACCAUCAAAUCAAUGACAUGCAGCUUUCACGUGACGGGACUAUGUUUAUCACAGCCUCUAAAGAUCAGACAGCGAAACUAUUUGACACCAGCUCACUGGAACUUCUCAAAGAAUAUAAAACUGAGCGUCCAGUUAAUUCUGCUGCAUUGAGCCCAAUUCUCGACCAUGUAGUGCUUGGCGGUGGUCAAGAUGCUAUGGAAGUAACAACAACUUCAACUAGACAGGGCAAAUUUGACGCUCGUUUCUUCCAUUUAGUAUUUGAAGAGGAAUUUGGACGUGUGAAAGGUCAUUUCGGUCCCAUCAACAGUUUGGCAUUCCACCCUGAUGGGAAAAGUUACGCGUCAGGCGGUGAAGACGGUUACGUACGCGUACAGAGCUUCGAUCAAUCUUACUUUGAUUAUACAUUCGAUUACAACAGAGAUUAACAUAGAACUAGAAUAUGUUGUAUUUUGUAUUGUCAUAAAAUUUGUUUAAACCA